Larimichthys crocea (large yellow croaker) is the source of this 647-nucleotide messenger RNA. Its product is annotated as sialic acid-binding Ig-like lectin 14. The record is from RefSeq and is a predicted model, not a curated record. Gene Ontology annotation, biological process: cell adhesion. The transcript has 3 exons. NCBI's taxonomy places the organism in Eukaryota, Metazoa, Chordata, Actinopteri, Sciaenidae. Gene Ontology annotation, molecular function: sialic acid binding. The coding region runs from base 16 to 621 and encodes 201 amino acids. Gene Ontology annotation, cellular component: plasma membrane.
UCUGUUAAAGAUCUGAUGCAGAAGCCCACACUGAUGAUUCCUCCUCUGAUGGAGGGAAAACAGACCACACUGACCUGCACUGCUCCUGGUCUCUGCUCUGGAUCUGUUCCUCAAAUCACCUGGACAUGGAGAGGAGAAGGAGAGAAUGACUCUCACAUCACAGGAAAUGUCACUGCUGUCAAAAAUGAGUCUGUAACGUCUGUAGCACAGAGAUACAGCUCGACUUUGACCUUUGACCCCUCAGCUGAGCACCAUGGCACCAGUGUCACCUGCAAGGUCGGCUUCAGAAACAACAUCACUGCAGAGGAGACAGUGACUCUGAAUGUGACCUAUACAAAGAAACCUGUAAUCACUGGGAGGAGAUCUCUCGAGGAGGGAGAUGCUCUGAAUCUUACCUGCAGUUUUGAAAGUUUUCCUCCAUCUCGUAUCACAUGGACUAUACUUGGUUCCAACAAAAAGCUGCACAAUGAAUCUCGUAGUUACCUGCAGAGCAGCCCUGGAUCAGCCACACUGGUCAUCCAUAAUAUGGCCGUAGAACAUUCUGGAAAGUACAUCUGUACAGCACAACACUUGAACACAACGGUGGCUGUAUAUGCUAAUGUAACUGUGACUUGUGAGUAGACUGUACUAAUCUUCUCAAAAAUGUU